Molecule: messenger RNA, 618 nt
Organism: Syzygium oleosum
Lineage: Eukaryota; Viridiplantae; Streptophyta; Magnoliopsida; Myrtales; Myrtaceae
Product: disease resistance protein Roq1-like
Exons: 1
Coding region: 1-618 (205 amino acids)
Biological process (GO): defense response
Molecular function (GO): ADP binding
Source: RefSeq, a predicted model, not a curated record
AUGAACGACCUAGUGUCUAAUACGGAUGAAGGAAUUAAGAUUAUGGAAUCCAGAUUUAAACGUAAGAAAGUCUUAAUUCUUCUAGAUGACGUGGAUCUUAAUGAUCAGCUCAAAGCUUUGGUUGGGAAACAUGACUGGUUUGAGAUGGGAAGUAGGAUAAUCAUUACAACAAGAAUAAGGUCCGUCCUUGAUGAAGCUGGGGUGAAAUGCAAGUACGAACUCAAGGAAAUUGCUGAGGAUAAGUCCCUAAUCUUGUUUAGUAGACAUGCCUUUAUGAGGGACUCUCCUCCGUGUGAAUUUGAGUCUCUCUCUCAUGCCGUUGUAUCCACUACCGGAGGGCUUCCCUUAGCUCUCGAGGUUAUAGGUUCGUUUCUAUGUGGGCGAAACCCAGCAUUUUGGCAAGAUGCGUUAAUGAAGUUGAAGGAAGUACCACAUACGAAAGUGCAAGAGAAGCUGAGGAUAAGUUAUGACGCAUUAAACUAUGAGGAAAAGCAGAUUUUUUUGGAUAUUGCUUGUUUCUUCAUUGGAUAUAUCUCAGAUUCUGUGUCCUCCAUGUGGGAUGCUUGUUGUCACGCCCCGAACUCGAACAAGCGCGCAAUCAUCCCUUUGUGGUCGUAA